This is a messenger RNA of Catharus ustulatus (Swainson's thrush), 1056 nucleotides long. It is a transcript of the gene VSTM4, whose product is annotated as V-set and transmembrane domain containing 4. The coding region runs from base 50 to 1012 and encodes 320 amino acids. The transcript is spliced from 8 exons. NCBI's taxonomy places the organism in Eukaryota, Metazoa, Chordata, Aves, Passeriformes, Turdidae. The record is from RefSeq and is a predicted model, not a curated record.
CAGCUCGGCAGAGGGGACGGGACGGGACGGGAGCGGCGCCCCGCGGGCCAUGCGCCUCCUGGCUACGGCGCUGGCCCUGCUGGCCACGGCCUCGGCCCCAGAUGUUUGUGAGGCUUUAAAUGUGACAGUCUCUCCUGGACCAACAGUGCAAUACUCUGAGGGGGAUAAUGCUACCCUUUACUGCCACAUUUCUCAAAAGAGAAAGACAGACAAUUUACUGGCUGUGCGGUGGGUCUUCGCUGCAUCACCUACCCAGGAGCAUCUGAUGAUCAAAAUGACAAAGUUUGGGUCUGUCCAGUAUUAUGGAAAUUAUACUCAUCAUUUUCACAAGCAAAGACUUCAUCUUCUUAAAGAGAAACAUGGAACUAUGUACAAAUUUCUUAUUUUAAGCCUUCAGCAAACAGAUCAAGGACAUUAUAUAUGCAAAGUACAGGAAAUUGGCAAACACAGAAAUAAGUGGACAGCAUGGUCAAAUGGUACAGCAGCUACUGAAAUAAGAGUGAUUUCAUCAAAAUCUUCUGAUCAUCCCACUUUCAAGAAAAACCAUGAAGCUUGGAAGUUUUUUGAAGAUCUGUACGUGUACGCAGUGUUCGUGUGCUCCAUAGGAAUCGUCAGUGUCCUCCUGUUUACACUUGUCAUUCUCUGUCAGUCCCUUCUGAACAGGAGGAGAGCCACAGUGAAGCAUUACCUGGUGAAAUGCCCCCAGAACAGCUCUGGGGAGACAGUUACCAGUGUGACAAGCAUGUCUCCCCUACAGCCUAAGAAGGUAAAGAAAAAGAAAGAGAAGGAGAAACUGGAGCAGCCACCAGCCAUCCCAGCAAAAGCUCCAAUUGCCAAUAAUUUCCCAAAGCCCAAGCUCCUGAAACCUCAAAGAAAAUUGAUCCUGCCAAAAAUCGCAGAGGAGAAUUUAACAUAUGCUGAACUUGAACUGAUGAAGCCAAUUCAGGAAGCCAAAGGCAUUUCCAGUAUGACAGUCUAUGCACAGAUACUCUUUGAGGAGAACAAGCUGUAAUGGUUCCUGCCUGUAUAAAUGUCCUUUGUCUGUGUUCUAUUUAA